GUCUAGUGACCCGGUCAGGACCAGUCUAGUGACCCGGUCAGACAAAGACACUGUACACUGAUGAACAGAGUGACAGAAAGACGGGCUACAACAGCCAUAAUGUGUGCGCUGUGUGAGCUGUGUGGAUGGCGGGAGGUGGAGACGGGACAGGGCAUCUUUGUGGUCUUGUACACAAAGAGCUUCUCUCUGCUGUGUGAAGAGCAGCUGACGCCAGACCAAUCAGCCAGACCGGAUCUGCUGGGCCCCAGUCCACUGCUGCAGCUAGCUCCCCACUACGUGACGGACCGUUCAGUCACAUCUGCUUUCACCCCGUACUCCUGGACUGGGAAAGGGCCACGGCCGGGCCAGAACAUGAGGUGCUGUGCUGGACUCCGCCUGCUGCUGCUGCUGUGCUUCGGGAUGCUGCGUGUAGGAGCGGGCCUUCGCUGCUACAAGUGCUCCGAUUACACCGGACGCUGCCAGAACGUGCAGGAGUGCACGUACGAGGACUCGUGUAUUUCUCUGAGUGAACGAGGUGGGAAGACCAUCCGUCAGUGCAUCAGAUACACAGACUGUGACAACUCCCGUCUGACGCAGAUGUUUCCCGCCAUCUCUGGCUUCACAUACAGAUGCUGCAGCAGCAACCUGUGCAACGGCAGCUCUGCUGCCGCCGCUGCGGCGGCGGCGCCCGCUGCGGCGGCGCUGGGAUCUCUGCUGGCCGUGUGGUGGUGUUUGCUCUGACUUUGCUGUGCUGUGACUGACUAACUGCCAGGUUUUCCGUUUUAACAAAAGUAAUGAGCUGAGAAAUGAACAUGAAAUAACCCGAGCUGCUGUUUGUGUCGGUAUCUGGGAGGUUCAGCGUCUCAGGUUGACCUCUGACCUGUUUUGUUUGGAUUUGAGAAUUGAAAAAGACUUAGAGCAUCAUGUAGGUUUGUGCUGCCACUACUGUAUAUAAAGCACUGGAAGUUGCUGUGCUCCUCUGGACUGGCCUUCAGCCGGACAAUAAUGUCGCAUUUCUUUCCAUUCUUUUUUGAC
This is a messenger RNA of Lampris incognitus (smalleye Pacific opah), 1014 nucleotides long. RefSeq lists its product as uncharacterized. The transcript is spliced from 3 exons. Lineage: Eukaryota; Metazoa; Chordata; Actinopteri; Lampriformes; Lampridae. The record is from RefSeq and is a predicted model, not a curated record. The coding region runs from base 61 to 720 and encodes 219 amino acids.